Molecule: messenger RNA, 3531 nt
Organism: Effrenium voratum
Lineage: Eukaryota; Dinophyceae; Suessiales; Symbiodiniaceae
Source: the annotation of a GenBank genome assembly
AUGGAAGCGAACGUGCUGAACCGCUUUUGCCAGAAGAAUGGUGGAAGCUUUGAGGCGACCUUCCAGCAGAGUGCCAAGGGCUUCCAAUGCACUUUACGAGUACCAGGAGUGCAGAAGAUUUCCUUGGCCGUUGCAUCCAGCAAGAAAGCUGCUCAAGCGACAGCUGUGAAGGACAUGGUAUCCUUCCUGGAAGCUUCUGGCUUGCUCGCACAGACGCUGGAAGAGCCGUCGGCCAAGAAGCGGAAAUCCUGGGGUGGGGCCGCGGCCGUUGCCAGCCAACCCGCUCCAGAACAGGUUUUGGCGCGGAAGGCCCCCGGAACCGGCGCGCCGCUGCCGCCGGGCAUCCGGGCGCCCGGCCAGUGUGCCGGCCCGGCGAGGCCACAGACGGCGCCAGCGCUAACGCCAGCGAAAACGCCGGCGCAGACGUUCGAGGGCAACUUCACGCUGGAAAUCGCCCGGGGCCACCUGAACGAGCACCUGCGGAAAUGGCGCCAGCCUACAGAGAUGCAGCUCCUUCAGCAGGGCCCCCCCCACCUUCCGCAGUUCCGGGCUACGCUCCUCUUCGAGGUCAAAAACGAGCGCUUCUUCUUCUCGCACACGGCGACCAACAAGAAGCAGGUGCAGAACGAGUUGGCCCUCAAGGUCUGCCGAAAGCUCUACGCGCUGGGGCUGAUGAGGGAGUACAAGCGCAAUUCCACCAAGGGCACGUUCUUCGACAACCUGAAGGACAGCAAGUACUUCCAAGCCGGCACCUUUGGACUCGGUCUGCAGCCUGCCCUGAAAGCGAAGCUGCGGGCAUACUUGCAACAGUGUGGCUGUGAGGUGCACACUGGGUCCCUCCCACCCGGCAGCAUCCUUUGGGAGGGCGCGGGCGCUCCGGACCUCCCCACAGAGCCGGAGAUAGCGGCGCUGCCGUGGUCGCCACCCAGCGAAGGGCCCGACCCCUGGCCAGAGCCAAAGAGUGAGCUGGAGCCGGACACGUUGGCGGCCGCCGUGGCGGCCGAGGCCAGCGCGUCCCUUCCCAUUGCCAGCAAGUACCAGGAGAUCAUCGAGGCAGUGGCGAACCAUCAGGUGUGCAUCAUCCAGGGCUCCACGGGUUCAGGGAAGACCACCCAAGUGCCGCAGUACAUCCUGGACGCUGAGGACGACGGAGGGCCCAAGACGAUUGUUGUCACGCAGCCCCGCCGGCUGGCAGCAAUCACAGUAGCCCGGCGUGUGGCGCAAGAGCGAGGGGAGGCCCUCGGAGGCUCUGUGGGCUACGCUGUGCGCUUUGACUCGGUGUGGCCGCAGCGCCCGGGUGGCAUUUGCUACAUGACGUCUGGGUUGCUGCUGAAACGGCUGCAUCAGAGGGGCCUGUGUGGCAUCUCUCAUGUCAUAGUGGACGAGGUGCACGAGCGGGACCUGGACAAUGAUGUGCUGCUGGGCCUGCUGCGGUCCGCGCUUUCCGUGCAUCCGGGGCUGAAGGUGGUCUUGAUGUCUGCCACCAUCGACGCCAGUAAGUUCCAGGAGUACUUGCAGGGCCUGGCGCAUGACUACACGCAGCAGAUACCGCCCGUGCCAGUGGUGUCGGUGCAUGGCCACAACUACGAUGUCAAAGUGCUGUUCUUGGAAGACAUCAUCGAGAAGAUGAGGUGGGUGGCACCUCCGAAGAAGAAGGAGAAGGAGUCGGAGGGCUCGAUGAACGCCUGCGACCAGAGGAAGUACUCCGCCUCCACCGUCCAGGCGCUUCAGGCGUUGCCGGAGCAGCAGAUCCCCUUGGAGCUCACCAGGGACUUACUGGCAGCUUUGGUGUCGGAGGGGACGGUGUCACCUGAGACUGGCUCGGUCCUGGUCUUCCUCCCCACAUGGUCCAAAAUGAGUGUGCUGAAGAAGCUCCUAGAGGCGGAGCAGGCCUUGAGCAGCUGCAAGAUCAUCAUGUUGCACUCCCAGGUGCCCAAAGAGGCGCAGAUGGAGGCCUUCCAGCCAGCCCCCAGGGGCAUCGCCAAGGUGAUUCUGGCGACCAACAUUGCCGAGUCUUCCCUCACGAUCGACGACGUCACUUGUGUGAUCGACUCCUGCCGGGUGAAGCUGAAUUUCUUCUCGGAGACUACGCGCUUAUCGUACAACGACAUAGUCUUCACUGGCCGCCACAAUUUGGAGCAGAGGAAGGGCCGCGCGGGGCGCACCCGGCCGGGCCUGUGCUUCAGACUCUGCACGCGGCAGCGCUUUGAGGAGGGCCUGGAGGACGAGGUUCCGCCAGAGCUGACCCGCAUGCCCCUGGUGGGCGCGGCGCUCUUGGUGAAGAGUUUGGAGCUGGGGGACAUCGCCACGGUGCUGUCCCAGUGCCCGGACCCCCCGCCCGAGCCGGCGGUGGCGCAUGCUAUUGCCGAGCUGCAGCUGGUAAGGGCAAUCGAUGAGGACCAGGAGCUCACAAACUUGGGCCGGAUCUUGGCCAGGCUCCCGCUGGACCCUCACGUGGGCUUGGCCCUGCUCAUGGGGCACUGGCUCUUUGGCCUGGGCGAUGCCAUGGCGACGCUUUGUGCCGCCAUGUCCUUUGAUGAGCCCUUCCCCUUCGAGAAGACCACCGGGUACCUGCCGUGGUCCAUUUCGGAGAAGUACAAGGGAACUCACAAGAACUCGGACCAGUUUGUGCUGGGCCUCGUGCACCAGGACUAUGCGCGCCUGCUGGAAACCCACGGCAGCGAUGUGGCUGCGAGAUAUUGCAGCAAGGAGGGCCUCCACCCUGCCAUCAUGCGGCAGGUCUACAAUGCUUCAGAGCAGAUCCGUUCACUGCUGCACACACCCGCACUGGGCAGCCUGACCUCGACCUUUGAUGAGGAGGAUGCUGGCUUUGGCAACAAGCGCAGCCACACUGCCAUCAGGGACUGGAGCCAUCAGGACUGGGAGUGGGGUGCGAUUCUCCUGUCCCUUGUCACCGCGCUUCCUCACCUGGCGGUGCAUCAAGAGAAACGCCACGUUUGGGUGGCGGAGGACACAGUGGGCGCGGUCUACAAAGGGUCCAUCAAUUGUUGCAAGAACGAAUAUGUAUUUCCAUCGCCGAUCUUCGCUUUUCUGGAUCAAACGAAGGAAGAAGGCUGGAAACCGCCAAGAUGUCGGCAACUCACCAACAUGCCGCCGCUCUUGGCGUUGUUGAAACCAUUUACCAGCGGAAACAUCCGCACAGACGAUCAGGACGGCUCUUGCGUGAUCAUCGGCGGAUGGAUUCCGCUUGGGCCGGUCCCGGCUGACACCGCCCAGCUGCUCCUGCUGUUGAGAAGCAGAUUGGAGGAUGUUCUCGUGGAAUGUGCUGACACGAUUGCAGAGCAGGGAAGCGCGUCCGAGUGCCAAGAUCCGCAGCUCGUGAUGCUGCUGCAGGAGCUGCUGCGCAGCGGUUCGCUGCGCUUCCGCGAGAGUCCCUCGCAGCCGGCGAGGUCGGCGCCGAAGGUGGCGCCCAAGGCGCCGCUGGCGCGGGCGGCCGUGCCGCCAAAGCCGAGCGCUGCCAAGGGUUUUGGAAAGACCGCCGGCAAACCAGGCAUCAAUUGGUGGAGCUAG